AACACACAACUACAUCGACAUAUGAAAAGAAACAAGAGAAAAAUAAACUACGCGGCUCGGCAGUGUACGUAUAUUGAUUCUAUUCUCUGAACGAAUAUUUUCGUUUUAUUCUAAUACAUUUGAAACGGUUCGUAUGGUGCGAUAUUAUCGAUUCCACAACUACAUUCGGUUGGUGUUUCGGUUUGCAUCAUCGCACGUUUCACGUCGUGUAUAGAAGAAGAACAUCGAAUCCCGAAGCUGAACACAAUUCUAGUGUGCCGAACAUUCGGAACGAGAAGUAUCGAUGUGCGUGUGUGAACGUGAGCAAGAGUUCGUGUCUGUGUCUGCCGCUAUUUCGCGCUUCUUCGCUUUCCGACGCAUACACUGACGCCGGCAAUCGAAAAAGUGACGUCAACCAUCCCAAUACAUGCACAUAAUUUCAACCAAUCAACGUUGCGCAUUGGGCGUUGUCGCUACCUCAAAAGCAGUUGAACGUUGGAAAUUCAUCGCAGUCUUCAAUUCGUGUGCGGCAUUUGAAGAGAUAAGUCGAGUUUUCCAAGUCGAGAAGAAAAAAAUCAGUUUUGCAGUUUUUGCAUUUUACAGUAAUUUUUUAUUUUACCAAGUGUUCUAUUUAAAAGAAAAAAAAAACCAAUUCAAAAUGAGAGAAAUCGUUCAUAUUCAAGCUGGUCAAUGCGGUAACCAAAUUGGUGCUAAGUUCUGGGAAAUCAUCUCCGAUGAACAUGGCAUCGAUGCUACCGGCGCCUACCACGGUGACAGUGACUUGCAGUUGGAGCGCAUCAAUGUGUACUACAACGAAGCAUCCGGUGGCAAAUACGUGCCACGCGCCGUGCUCGUCGAUUUGGAACCAGGUACAAUGGAUUCAGUGCGUUCAGGACCAUUCGGGCAAAUCUUCCGUCCCGACAACUUCGUGUUCGGUCAAUCGGGUGCCGGUAACAACUGGGCCAAGGGACAUUACACCGAAGGUGCUGAAUUGGUCGAUUCAGUAUUAGAUGUUGUACGUAAAGAAGCCGAAUCAUGCGAUUGCUUGCAAGGUUUCCAAUUGACGCAUUCCUUGGGAGGUGGUACCGGUUCCGGUAUGGGUACCCUUCUCAUUUCGAAAAUCCGCGAAGAAUACCCAGACAGAAUUAUGAACACAUACUCAGUCGUACCAUCACCAAAAGUAUCAGACACCGUUGUUGAACCAUACAAUGCCACAUUGUCCGUUCAUCAAUUGGUUGAAAACACCGACGAAACGUACUGUAUCGAUAACGAAGCCUUGUACGAUAUCUGCUUUAGAACGCUUAAGCUCACAACACCAACGUACGGAGACUUGAAUCACUUGGUAUCGUUGACGAUGUCGGGUGUCACCACCUGUCUUCGAUUCCCUGGUCAAUUGAAUGCUGAUUUACGUAAAUUGGCCGUCAACAUGGUACCAUUUCCACGUCUUCAUUUCUUCAUGCCUGGUUUUGCACCACUCACAUCACGUGGCUCACAACAAUACCGUGCCCUCACCGUACCAGAAUUGACACAACAAAUGUUCGAUGCCAAGAACAUGAUGGCUGCCUGCGAUCCACGACACGGUCGCUAUCUCACCGUUGCCGCCAUCUUCCGUGGUCGUAUGUCAAUGAAGGAAGUCGACGAACAAAUGUUGAACAUCCAAAACAAGAACAGCAGCUACUUCGUUGAAUGGAUUCCAAACAACGUGAAGACCGCCGUUUGUGAUAUUCCACCACGUGGCUUGAAAAUGUCGGCCACUUUCAUUGGCAACUCGACCGCCAUCCAAGAAUUGUUCAAACGUAUCUCCGAACAAUUCACUGCUAUGUUCCGUCGUAAGGCUUUCUUGCAUUGGUACACUGGCGAGGGUAUGGAUGAAAUGGAAUUCACCGAAGCCGAGAGCAACAUGAACGAUCUUGUGUCGGAAUACCAACAAUACCAAGAAGCCACCGCUGAUGAGGAUGCUGAGUUCGAUGAAGAACAAGAAGCCGAAGUUGAUGAAAACUAAGCGCCCUAACCGUGCGCCACUCUCAGAGUUUCGAUUCAAUUACGAAACAAACAUCAACAUCAACAGCAGCAGCAAAACAGCAUAAACAAAAAUCUCUAUGUAUUUUGUGUGAAUAUAUUAACAGUUGUCGUCAUUAUAAACAAACAAUGCAACGCCCGGUAUUAAAAGAUUUUCGUUUUAAUUUUUUUCAUCAUCGCAUGAAAAAAAAUCACAAAACAAAAUCAAAAACAACAAAAAAAAACAAUUUAUAUUAAUUUACAAAAAAAAAAUUCCUUUUUGCUACUCAACCAAACAAAUCUAUUGCUGAUCAAAAUUAAACAAUAAAAACGAUACCGUACACCUAAAA
This is a messenger RNA of Sitodiplosis mosellana (orange wheat blossom midge), 2327 nucleotides long. RefSeq names its product tubulin beta-1 chain. Gene Ontology annotation, cellular component: cytoplasm; microtubule. Gene Ontology annotation, molecular function: GTPase activity; GTP binding; structural constituent of cytoskeleton. Bases 407 to 1981 code for a protein of 524 amino acids. Lineage: Eukaryota; Metazoa; Arthropoda; Insecta; Diptera; Cecidomyiidae. Gene Ontology annotation, biological process: mitotic cell cycle; microtubule cytoskeleton organization. The record is from RefSeq and is a predicted model, not a curated record. The transcript has 3 exons.